CCACAAAAAGCACCACAGAUUCUAAUGUAAAACCAAAGCAGUGCACCGCGACACCCAUAGUACAAUCUACCUCUACAACCUCAUGUCAACAGAAUCAGAUCCAUGAAGCAAAUCACCAAAAACAACCAAGUCAUUCAUCCCAGGUCAAAACCAAGUUAGCUACAGCAUCAACGAGGCGGGAAAUUGCCGAGAUUGACGCUUUUUUACCGCCUAUUGACUAUACCACCGCCGUGGUGAUGAAAGUGCAAACAGUUACACAGACAGGAGAUCUGUUUUCUUUAAAAAAACGGCCAUGUGUCGCUGUUUUAAAGAGAGCCGAAGAUUUGUUGGCAAUCGAAAAGAAAAAAGGUCUAGUACCAAACCUUGGAGUCCAUAUAAACGGUUUUGGAACAUUCAGUGAAGAYGAUCUUGAGUCACUGAUACGCCUUUCGCGUGUUUCAAGUACUGCUGCCAUGGUAACAGAGGAAACGAUCUGGUUGGCUCAGUUUAACGAUGUUCCAAGUGGAGAAUUGGAUAGAUUGAAAGACGUUCUUUGGAACAAGCCCCCUAAUGAAAUUAUCCUGCGACUUAAAGGGAAGUCUAUAGAUGUGCUUUCUUUCGCUGAUAUCAUUGCUGAGAGGCACAUUGACAACUUCGUGGUCGACAUAUGCGUUCAAAAGUUCAACGAGGAGGGACACUCGAAUGUCCUUUACUUACCUUUAGAAUUUUAUGAUUGGAUGAAGGCUAAAGAUACAGCAUUCACAAAAGAGAAAAUAAGAAACUGCGUAUUAGAAAGGAAAAACCUGAGCGAAAUUAAUAUUAUUAUUAUCCCAGUCCAUAUGCCAAGUCAUUGGGGUCUAGCUGUCAUUGACAUUGAAAAUGGAAAAAUGAUGUUCGACGACGGGUUAAAAGUGUAUCCUCCUACAAACACACUGAAUUGCCUAAAGAGAGCUCUAGAACUCAUGCACGAAACGUUCCCUCAUUGGGCAGCCCUUCAAUCAAGAUUUUGGGUAAACUGUCUGGCUUUUGAUCGGUUUGGUAUGCCAUCGCAACUGAAAUGCAGAAACAUUGGCAGAGGGAGUUGUGGCAUUGGCAUCAUCCUUGCUGCCAGAGACUUCAUUUCGAGGGGUGUGUCUGCAACCAACAACAUCAGGUGGAAGUACUCUUUAAUGAAUAAUCUUCGCUUGGACCUUAUGACACAAAUURUCAAGUGGUCUUCAAGUACAYGAAUAUUGAAUAUUUCAUCUCUAGCAGAUCAGGUCUGACUGAAACGAUAUUUAGCCACGUAAAAACGGAGACACAUCUUGCCACAGUCCAGGUCUUUUCCGUAAAUAUAUGGGUACCAUUUCACUUCCAGUUCGCGGGUGGCUCUUCCUGAACCUUUUCCAACUACUAUACUUGAACGGCAAGUUAUAUGGGUAGUUUGCCCCCCAUGGUAGUGAUUAGCCCUACGCUUGGCUGCUGCUAUGGCGGCGAGCGGAUCUUCUGGCUCAAGCUGAGCGCCUUCACAUAAAUCUUCUCCUUGCCAAGCCACGUGUUUUUCAAGGUCAUUUCCAAAAAUCCGUUCGAAGCAGUCCUCCUCAUACAGUUUAUAGGACUCCAUUACAGUUGACUUCGACAUGAUUGGUGCUCGCCAGUGUGGCAUAACCUUGAUUGUGUUUGGAGUAGGGUUCCCAAGAUCGCUUAUAAAUCGAUCAAAGAACUGGUGUGGGACAUGGUGAAAUUCUAGUUGGUGCCAUUUUCCUACAGAGAAGAAAAGAAAAAAAAAAGAAAAAUAACUUUUGCUAGAAUUGCUUCAAAAGGCCGUUUAUGGCAGAGUUUAAAGCUACUUAAAGCUCCAUGUCAGUCAUUUUUUUAUCAAAUAGGUUUAACUUAAACUUGAACUUUACCUUUGCAACGGUGAUGGUGCGUGUUUCGAACUCGUUCUAGGGCACAAGAAA
Molecule: messenger RNA, 1919 nt
Organism: Actinia tenebrosa (Australian red waratah sea anemone)
Lineage: Eukaryota; Metazoa; Cnidaria; Anthozoa; Actiniaria; Actiniidae
Source: RefSeq, a predicted model, not a curated record